AUGUUAUUUGAAAAAGAAAUUGCAAGUCAGUUUUCGAAAUUGACAGAUAUCCCAGAGGAACAAUUGCUACAAUGCAUUGAGACUCCAAAGAAUAAGGAUAUGGCAGAUUUGGCAUUGCCAGUGCCAAAGUUGAAUCGUUUCAAGAAGCUACCAGGUAAUCCAGCACAAUUGGCUACAGAGUAUGCCGCCAAGUUUGUGUUGAACGACCUGAUCAAGGAGGUCACCGUUGCCGGUACCUACAUCAACUUCAAGAUCAAUCGUACCAUCCUGACAGAGUCAAUCUUGAAGGAGGUCUUGGCUGCCGGUGACAAGUACGGUUGCACCAAGCAGGGUGAAGGCAAGACCAUAGUCAUCGAGUUUAGCUCGCCAAACAUCGCCAAGCCAUUCCACGCCGGACAUCUUCGUUCCACCAUCAUCGGUAACUUCUUGGUCAAUGUCUACCGUUCACUAGGUUACACCGUGCAAUCGAUCAACUACCUCGGUGACUGGGGUAAGCAAUACGGUCUCUUGGCUAUUGGUUACGACCGAUUCGGAUCGGAACAGGCGUUGUUGGAGGAUCCAAUCAAGCAUCUCUUUGAUGUCUACGUCAAGAUCAACAACACCGCCGAGACCGAGCCGGAAAUCCACGACCAAGCUCGUGCCUACUUCAAGGACAUGGAGGAUGGCAACGAGAAUGCUCUCAAGCUCUGGAGCAAGUUCCGUGAUCUCUCGAUCGAGAAAUACAAGGAGAUCUACGGUCGUUUGAAUGUACAGUUCGACGAGUACUCUGGUGAGAGCAAGAUGUGUGACGGUAUGGUCAGCGCCUACGAGAAGCUCGACAAACUCGGAUUGGUCGAGGAUUCAAAGGGUGCCAAGAUCAUCGAUCUCUCCACCGCAAAGCCAGACCUCGGUAAGGUCUUGGUCAAGAAAACCGAUGGAUCGUCACUCUACAUCACUCGUGACAUUGCCGCUGCCUCGAUCCGUAAGGAACAAUACAAUUUCGAAAAGAUGAUUUACGUUGUCGCUUCACAACAGGAACUGCAUUUCCGUCAACUCUUUAAGAUUCUCGAGCGUAUGCAAUACCCAUGGAGCAAAGAAUUGACUCAUAUCGGAUAUGGUUUAGUAAAGGGAAUGUCAACUCGUAAAGGAACCGUUGUUUUCUUGGAAGAGAUUUUGAAUGAAUCUAAAUCAAUUAUGUUGGAAACAAUGAAAAAGAAUGAACAAAAGUUUGCAGAGAUUGAGAAUCCAGAUGAAGUUGCAGAUAUCGUUGCAGUAUCAGCUGUAAUCAUUCAAGAUUUCUCAGCCAAGCGUAACAAGGAUUACGACUUUAAUUGGGAGCGUAUGUUGUCAUUCGAAGGUGACACUGGUCCCUAUUUGCAAUAUGCUCACGCUCGUCUCUGCUCGAUCGAGCGUAAGACUGGUGUCAGCUUGAAUCCAAGUGCCAAUCUCUCGCUCUUGGUCGAACCGAUCGCCUACAACUUGGCAACGAUCAUCCAACGUUACCCAGAGAUCGUUCAAAUCGCAUUCAACAACAACGAACCAAACACCAUUGUCACCUACCUCUUUGAGUUGUGUCACGAGAUUUCCGCUGCUCACAGCGCACUCAAGGUGAAGGGUUCCGAACAAUCGUUGGCCGAAGCCCGUUACGUACUCUUCUAUUGUGCUAAAUUGGUACUCUGCAAUGGUUUACGUCUUUUGGGUCUCCGUCCAUUGGAGCGUAUGUAA
This is a messenger RNA of Heterostelium album PN500, 1704 nucleotides long. It is a transcript of the gene argS1, whose product is annotated as arginine--tRNA ligase. Gene Ontology annotation, molecular function: arginine-tRNA ligase activity; ATP binding. The record is from RefSeq and is a predicted model, not a curated record. NCBI's taxonomy places the organism in Eukaryota, Evosea, Eumycetozoa, Acytosteliales, Acytosteliaceae. Gene Ontology annotation, cellular component: mitochondrion; cytoplasm. Gene Ontology annotation, biological process: mitochondrial translation; arginyl-tRNA aminoacylation. The transcript has 2 exons. The coding region runs from base 1 to 1704 and encodes 567 amino acids.